Molecule: messenger RNA, 177 nt
Organism: Exophiala viscosa
Lineage: Eukaryota; Fungi; Ascomycota; Eurotiomycetes; Chaetothyriales; Herpotrichiellaceae
Exons: 1
Cellular component (GO): nucleosome
Molecular function (GO): DNA binding; structural constituent of chromatin; protein heterodimerization activity
Source: RefSeq, a predicted model, not a curated record
CUCGCGUUGCGAGAAAUCAGAAAACUCCAGCAAGUCACGAACCUUCUCAUGCCCAAGGCCCCCUUUCAGCGACUGGUACGAGAGAUUACCAAUGAGAUAAAAGAGGGCACGCGCUUCCAAGCAAGUGCCCUUGGAGCUCUACAGGAGUCCGCAGAACGAGCUGAUGGAGUACAAUGA